Molecule: messenger RNA, 1793 nt
Organism: Dryobates pubescens (Downy woodpecker)
Lineage: Eukaryota; Metazoa; Chordata; Aves; Piciformes; Picidae
Product: cytochrome P450 11B, mitochondrial-like
Exons: 10
Coding region: 1-1614 (537 amino acids)
Biological process (GO): cortisol metabolic process; cholesterol metabolic process; cellular response to peptide hormone stimulus
Cellular component (GO): mitochondrial inner membrane
Molecular function (GO): monooxygenase activity; iron ion binding; oxidoreductase activity, acting on paired donors, with incorporation or reduction of molecular oxygen
Source: RefSeq, a predicted model, not a curated record
AUGGAGAGCUCGCUCGCUCACGGGAGCACCGGGGACGUGGGCACAUCACGGGCAGAAGGGGAUGUCCUGGGGGUGCGGAGCCGUCAUGGGGACACCAGGGACAAGGGGAUGUCCUGGGGACAAGGGGAUGCCCUGGGGGUGUGGGGGCAUCACGGGGGAUGUGGGGACCCCAGAGAUACCAGAGACAUGGGGGACACGGAGGGGACACAGAGGGGACGAAGGUCCCUCAGUGGGGGGGUGAAGCCCUACGAGGCCAUUCCAAGGGAUGGAGCCAACCGGUGGCUCAACCUCUACCGGCUCUGGAGGGACGGAGGCUUCCAGCACUUCCAUCACCACAUGGAGAAGACCUUCCAGAAGCUGGGACCCAUCUACAGGGACCGGGUGGGCUCCUACGAGUGCGUGAACGUCCUGCUGCCGCGCGACGCGGCCCAGCUCUUCAGGGCGGAGGGCACCUUCCCGCGCCGCAUGGGCAUCGAGGCCUGGAGCACGCACCGGCAGCUCAGGAACCACCAGAAGGGCCUCUUCCUGCUGAACGGUCCCGCCUGGCGCAGUGACCGCCUGGCGCUGAACCCGGCGCUGCUGAGCCCGGCCGCCGGCCGCCACUUCGCCUGGCUGCUGGACGUGGUGGCGCAGGACUUCGUCAGGGGGCUGCGGCGCCGCCUGGAGCGCAGCCCCGGCGGGGCCCUCACCCUCGACCUGCACCCCCUCAUCUUCCGCUUCACGCUGGAAGCCAGCACCUACGCCCUGUAUGGGGAGCGCCUGGGCUUACUGGGGGGGGGUCUCACGGCGGGGGGGGCCGAGAAGUUCCUGGCAGCGCUGGAAACGAUGCUGAGCACGACCCUGCCCCUGCUUUUUGUACCCCCCUCCCUUCUCCGGCGCAUCAACCCCCCCCUCUGGAGGGACCACCUGGCGGCCUGGGACGUCAUCUUCCAGCACGCGGGGGGGUUGCUGGGGGAGCUGCUGCUGCAGGGGCAGCUGCCCCUGGGCUCGGUCAAAGCCAACGUCACGGAAUUCACCGCGGGGGGGGUGGACACGACGGCGGUGCCGCUGCUUUUCACGCUGCUGGAGCUGGGGCGGAACCCGGGGGUGCAGCGCGAGCUGCGCGAGGAGCUGCUGGGGGGGCCCCAGAAAGAGGGGGUGCCGGGACCCCCCCCCAAGCCCCGGCCCCUCCCGGAGCUGCUGGGGGAGCUGCCGCUGCUGAGAGCUGCCAUCAAAGAGACCCUGCGGCUGUACCCGGUGGGCAUCACCGUCCAGCGCUACCCGGCCACCGACGUGGUGCUGCACAACUACCACGUGCCAGCAGGGACCCUGUGCCAGGUGGCUCUUUAUGCCCUGGGCCGCAGCCCUGAGGUCUUCUCCAACCCCCAGCACUACGACCCCAAGCGCUGGCUUCUGAAGGAGGCCAGCAGCAGCUUCAGGGCCGUGGCCUUCGGCUUCGGCGCCCGGCAGUGCAUCGGCCGGCGCCUGGCUGAGGUGGAGAUGAUGCUCUUCCUGGGGCACGUCUUGCGCAACUUCACGGUGGAGGCCGUGUCCACCGAGGACAUUCCCACUGUCUUCCGCUUCAUCCUGAUGCCAGAGAAGCCUCCUCUGCUUACCUUGCGUGCCCUUGACUGACCAGAAGGUCCCCAACGUGUGUCCUCACCCCACUGCCACCCCACUCCGAGGUCCCCUUCAUGCAGGGGACGUGGUGAUGAGGCAAGGCCUCAUUGUCCUCAUGGCCCCGAAGGUUGGUGGGUGGUGGCAUGCAAAUGAGCUGUCCCAGGGGUUGAUGGGACUCCAGAUCCUCAAUAAAG